This is a messenger RNA of Pundamilia nyererei, 781 nucleotides long. Its product is annotated as thrombospondin type-1 domain-containing protein 7A-like. The transcript has 5 exons. Gene Ontology annotation, biological process: actin cytoskeleton organization. Gene Ontology annotation, cellular component: plasma membrane. Lineage: Eukaryota; Metazoa; Chordata; Actinopteri; Cichliformes; Cichlidae. The annotation marks the transcript as partial. The record is from RefSeq and is a predicted model, not a curated record.
CUGUUUCAUGCCGAAAGCAGGAUGGUGGACAAGCAGACAUUGAAGCUUGUCUUAAGUUUGCUAGCUCCAUGCCAUCUCUCACCCAACCCUGUCAGGUGCCCUGCCAGGAAGACUGUCAACUCAGCAGCUGGUCCAAGUUUUCUUCCUGUACAGCAGAUUGUGUGGGUGUCAGAACCCGCAAAAGGAUGCUAGUAGGGAGAAGUAGAAAGCAUGACCAGUGUAAAAACAACCAGCUGUAUCCCCUAAGUGAGACCCAGUACUGCCCAUGUAAUAAAUACAAUGCCCAGCCUGUAGGCAACUGGUCGGACUGUAUCCUAUCCGAGGGUGGUCGCAUGGAGGGUCAGCUUGGCAUGAAGAUACAAGGUGACAUCAAAGAGUGUGGCCAAGGGUACCGCUACCAAGCCAUGGUGUGCUAUGACCAAGACAACAGGAUAGUGGAGACUUCUCGAUGCAACAGCCACGGGUAUAUCGAGGAAGCCUGCAUCAUUCCUUGUCCAUCUGACUGCAAACUAAGUGAGUGGUCCAACUGGUCUCGCUGUAGCAAAUCAUGUGGCAGUGGGGUCAAAGUUCGCUCUAAAUGGCUCCGAGAAAAACCAUACAAUGGUGGCAGACCUUGCCCUAAAUUGGACCAUGUCAACCAGGCUCAAGUCUAUGAGGUGGUGCCUUGCCUCAGUGACUGUGGGCAGUAUGUGUGGGUGGCAGAGCCUUGGAGUGUGUGGAAAGUCAGCAAUGUGGACCUGAAUGACAACUGUGGUGAAGGUGUUCAAACCCGAAACGUCAA